This is a messenger RNA of Mus caroli (Ryukyu mouse), 1476 nucleotides long. RefSeq names its product mast cell expressed membrane protein 1 (gene Mcemp1). The record is from RefSeq and is a predicted model, not a curated record. NCBI's taxonomy places the organism in Eukaryota, Metazoa, Chordata, Mammalia, Rodentia, Muridae.
CUACGUGAAUCAACCAAGCAGAAUGCAUGCAUCAGCCUCCCAGGAUAAGAACCGGAGGAAGCCAGGUCACGAUGAAGGUGCCCAAAAUCCUGACUACGAGAAUAUAACCUUGGCCUUCAGAAACAAGGACCAGCUCAAACUCAGCCAAUCAACACCCACAAAACAAGCCAAGUUCAAGACAUCCCUGGACACAGCCCAGUCCCCACCUUGGUUGUACAGAACCAUUAUGAUGUUGUAUGUUCUCCUCGCUCUCGUCUUUUUAUCCUGCAUCGUCCUCUCUGCUUUGGUCUUGGUGAAAAAUUCUGAGACAUCCAAGGAGCUGUGGACCUUGAAAGCAGAGCUUUCGAAUGUUUCAGACACCGUGUGGAAUAUCCGGGAGCUCCAGAGUCAGCAAACGAAGAUUUGGGAAGCUGCCCAGAGGGACAUCAAGGAGGUCAAGAAGACCCUUGGCACAGCCAUGAGCAGCAUCCAGACUGGAAACGACAGGCUGAAGACUGUGCCGGCAGACAUAACCCAAAUCAAGAAAACUCUUGAGGCGCUAGAGAAGAAGGCACAGCCUCAGCCCAGUACAUAAGAGGACGCCACAGCAGUACCUGUGAGGACUCCGAAUUGCACCUGCUAGUGAAGAUGGCAGAUGGGGGUGGGUACCGAGCUUGAGUGUGAACCUGCCGUGCAUCCUCGUAUAAAAAAGAUUCUCCGCCCGGGGGAAUGAGUGUUGAAGAGGUGUGUAUGCAAAUGAGCAUUUGGGGUUUCAUGUAUUCAAGGAGAAGGGUUUAUGGUGGAAAGAGAACAUGGCAUUCACAGCAGGUGUUACUCUUUAUGGGCCACAUAGGUGUACGCCCUGUAUAGGCGUGUCCUGGUUGGCAGCUAUUCCUGUGAAGUCCCCAAAGUGUAAGUGACAUGUAGGACAUGCCUCCCCAUUCUCUUGCUCAUGUAUGUGUGCGUCUGGCUGUUCUGUAUGUGUGUCACUGAAGUGGUGGGUGAUAGACAUCACCCUGGAGAUGUGUCAUGGCAUGGGCCAUUCCUAGUGUGCUUGGUCAUGUCAGCUUGUGUGUUCAGGGCAUGCACACAAAUGUAGCCAUCAAUUUCUGCACUUGUAUUUAUGAUUCAUGAAGAUAAUUGCCAAGGGAAAUGAUAUGACUCUGGAGCUGUUUUGGGGAGGCCUGUGGGACAGAACUUUGGGACCUGGUGGGGAGAUUGGAUUUAGGGCUUUGGUUUGGCGAUGAAACAAAACACCCAGCCCUGGAAGCCAGGCAUGGUGCAGCUGGACUGUAAUUCCAUCGCUAGAGAGGCUGAUUGAGAUAGGAGGAUCAUGAGUUCAAGGUCAGUCUGGCUACAAAAGUAGAGCUGGGGUGGGUAGUGAAAUGGCUCAGCAUGCAAAAUGCACCGAGGCAGAACCUGACCUGAGUUUCAUCGCUGAGGUCCACACAGUGGGAGCCCCACCUGCACACCAAGGUGCAUGAAAGACACAAUACU